GCCUUCAGCGAGUUCCCUUCCCUCCUGUUCUGUUCUCAUGGUUUAGCCCCUGAAACGCGAGCAAGCAAAGACAAUGGCAACUCGUGCGAAAGCGAUGCAGAGAUCUGGUUCAGUACUGUGGUGGGUUAUGAAGACACAGAGACGGACCUUGACUGUAACUGCUCCGGCCGCGCCGUCUUAUGCAGGAGCUAUGCCGUUGCCGGUAUUGUGCGGGCGCGGGGACAAAAAGACGAAGAGAGGGAAGAGAUUCAAGGGAUCGUACGGCAAUUCUCGGCCAAAGAGAGAGAAGAUGAUCGAGCGCAUUAAGGACAAAGUCGAGGUUCCCAGGUCUACUCCUUGGCCUCUUCCAUUCAAGCUUAUCUGAUGUCGAAUGCACAAAUUUUCUUGCUCAUCGGAUUUUGGGGUUUUGGUAGUAGGACUAAACUUUACAGGUCUCUGAUUUAUGCUCCCAUUACCAUUUAUUGCUGAAUACUACAUUUUGUUCGGAUUCACCUUACUACUUCAUGUGCUUCGAUUUUCAUACUGGAUUGUAUGGUUCUUAUACUGGAUUGUAUGGUUCUUACUUUUUUGGCCUGCACAAAUGGAGAUUAUCCUUUAUUUAUACUAUAUUAGUAGCAUUUUCGUGAA
Messenger RNA from Prosopis cineraria, 627 nucleotides. RefSeq names its product 30S ribosomal protein S31, mitochondrial-like. Gene Ontology annotation, cellular component: plastid; ribosome. Lineage: Eukaryota; Viridiplantae; Streptophyta; Magnoliopsida; Fabales; Fabaceae. The record is from RefSeq and is a predicted model, not a curated record. Bases 74 to 364 code for a protein of 96 amino acids. The transcript has a single exon. Gene Ontology annotation, biological process: plastid translation.